UCCGGAGACUCCGAACGGAUCAAAGGGGAUUUGGAGACUUCCCGUGCGACGACGACAGCGACAACGACUGCGGCCACUGGCAACCCCUUCUUCCUUCGCAAGUUCCGUCGUCGCUCACAGAGGCUUGAAAAGGGGGCUUGCGUCUCGGUUGUCUCUCACUCGCCCCUCACACUCGCACAGCUACCAUCCCCGGAGCAGACGGUAACGACAAUGACCAACCUUCUCGCGAAAACCGUCCUCAGCCUCGAGGUCGGCGAGCUCAACCUCAUCACCCUCGCCUGCCUCGCCGGCACGCUUCUCCUCGGCCGUCUCCUCUUCUCCUUCCUCCACCUCCUCUACACCAUCACCCUCCGCCCGCGGGCCGAUCUGUCAAAGUACGGCGCCAAAAAGGGGGCAUGGGCCGUCGUCACGGGCGCUUCCGACGGAAUUGGCAAGGAGUUUGCAGUUCAGCUUGCGAAAGCAGGGUUCAAUCUGGUUAUCUUGGCUCGCACGGAGAGCAAAUUGGAGACGGUUAAGAAGACGGUGGUAGAGAAGUAUGCGGUCGAGUGCAAGGUUGUGCCGUUUGACUUUGCGAAGGCCACUGAGAAGGAGUAUGAGGGCUUGAGCGGCACUUUGGCUCCGUUGGAUGUCGGUGUCCUUGUGAACAACGUAGCGGUAAACCACGAAUUCCCCACCCCCUUCGCCCUCGAAUCCGAGUCCCUCCUCGCCUCCAUCGUCGAAGUCGACGUUGCCGCCCAAGUCCGCCUCACCCGCAUGCUCCUCCCGCACCUAACCAGCCGCUCCCAAACCAACCGCAAAAACGGCGGCCUGAUCCUCAACGUCGGCUCCGUCGCCGGCCUGAUCCCCUCUCCCUACCUCGCCACUUACUCCGGCGCCAAAGCCUUCCUCCGCACCUGGUCCCGCGCCCUCGCCGUCGAAUGCCGCCAGCACAACGUCCAUGUCGAGCACAUUAAAACCUACUUUGUGUCGACUGCGAUGAGCAAGAUCCGGAAGGCGUCCCUGCUUGCCCCGACACCCGCCACUUACGUUCACUCGGUCCUUAGUGGGGCGGGGAACUCGGCGGAUAGCGCGUCGUACCCGCCUCAUGCCAUCCUUACCUGGGCCUUGGAGAACCUGGUCCCGGAGUCGAUUGCUAUUGAGAAGAGCGGGGAUAUGCAUUUGGGAUUGAGGAAGCGGGCGUUGAGGAAGAAGGAGAGGGAGGCUAAGGCUUUGUAAGGGGGCGGCGCGACGCCUCCUGCAAAACACAAUCUUCAAACCUUACAUUCACAACGGCGUUCAUCUUUCUUUUCAUAAUAUGCGUCUGUAGCUUGCAUAUGGCGUAAUAUCAUACUUCUUGCGUAAUAUCGUAAUCUGUAUCGUAAUAUCAUACUAUCAUACUCCUUCUCG
Fimicolochytrium jonesii is the source of this 1386-nucleotide messenger RNA. Its product is annotated as NAD(P)-binding protein. Gene Ontology annotation, biological process: fatty acid elongation. Gene Ontology annotation, molecular function: ketoreductase activity. The record is from RefSeq and is a predicted model, not a curated record. Bases 211 to 1215 code for a protein of 334 amino acids. Gene Ontology annotation, cellular component: endoplasmic reticulum. NCBI's taxonomy places the organism in Eukaryota, Fungi, Chytridiomycota, Chytridiomycetes, Spizellomycetales, Powellomycetaceae. The transcript is spliced from 3 exons.